Molecule: messenger RNA, 2354 nt
Organism: Branchiostoma floridae (Florida lancelet)
Lineage: Eukaryota; Metazoa; Chordata; Leptocardii; Amphioxiformes; Branchiostomatidae
Exons: 8
Coding region: 305-1906 (533 amino acids)
Molecular function (GO): protein binding
Source: RefSeq, a predicted model, not a curated record
CCGAACAAUGUAUAUGAUACGAGGGUAAUUCAGAAUACUUAGUAUGCCAAAAAUCCAGCCAAGAAGCCUGCUAUGGAGGCGACACUGUAGUUUCGUACUCACUAGCCCGUGAGUCACAGCAAAGGUACGCAGCCAUUCAUUCGCGUAAGCUUCUUUGUUAUCGGGACGCUCGUAUUUCAAUCACGUGCGUCUGUGUCACGUCAGAUAUAGCCUCCGGUUACUGACGGCUUCGUGUCCAUAAACACGUACAGGCGCUACUGCCACGUUCAAUAGGAAUGGGUUACAAGACUUUCAUCUGGAUUGUAUGAUACUAUCUGAUGAGAGUUCUAGAAGUGACAGGAAUGACAUAACGGCUAGUAACAUUACGACUUGGUUAAUCGAGAUGGAAUCAUCUGAGGGAAAGGAUUACUCGGAGCCCGUAGCAGAUAAUACAGAUAGCCAACUGGUGCCUUUCAACCAAGCUGUGCAGCAGUACCUCCCGUGUGCACAUCAGGCAUGUACCGCCGUCGCAGUACCGUAUGGACCCCCUCCAGUUUACAACGUGUACAACAUCAGUAACCCUGUUGGGAUACAGAUACAAAGUGAGGGGAGUUCUAUGACAGUGGACGGGAAGGAUGUUGCCAAGAAGGUCGAGAGCACCAAACACACAGCAACACAGACAGUGCCAGAAUUCUUCUGCAGAGAAAACGAUGGCGGUACGCAAGUAAAAGAGGAACUGUUAGGCAGAAAACAUGCAUAUGGCGGAGCUCGGGGAAAGACAGAGAGGCGGGUGAAAGACAAAGAACAAGACAUGGGUUUCAAAAAUGGCCGACUGUGCAUGUUCAAAAGGAUGCCCCGACAAGGCACUUUUGGUGACAAAAAACUGGAGGGUGAAUGUCAAACGAUAAUAUCACACAUGGAAAUACUAGAGGAAGAAGGAAAAUGGCAUAACUACGACCGGUUCUACAGAAGAGUCUGCAGCCACUUUGCAGAAAACCCUGACAUCCUCAUUCGGAUAGUUCUUGAAAAUAUCGUUGCUGCGUACUACCGGAAUGACCUGGCAGACGGACAACAGAGCAUACUGCGGGUACAGGAGUUGAUAUUCCAGACUCAGGACCCUCACCAUCACCAGGCGCACAUGCUCUACCUGAAGUCGGCACUGUUUCGCAAGGAGAAGAAGUACAAGGAAGCCGAGAAUGCCAUUGCCUUAGCACAACAGGGUUUGGACCAAUUGCAGGUAGGGCGUGACACGGGAGAGAUCUGGUAUAACGUCGCCGCCCUGUUCGCGCAAGUGCUAAACGAGGAGUGCACGGAUCUGGAGAUUUCUACAAGCGAUUUUCAGGACCAUGCCACAGAGGCCUUUCAGUACGCCAUACAACACUACAGACAGGGUGGGGAGGAGGACGAGUCGUGUAGGAACAAGCUACGCAGGGCGCACAUCCGCCAUGCCAUGUCUCUACUUGGGUGCUGGUCAGAGGUUCGAUCGGCGAACAGAUCGGACGAUGUGACCGAGGAUGACCUGAGACAAGCGGGGGACAGUUUAGACGAAGUGGAGAAAAACUUGUGGGACGGUAUCCCAAACCGCAUGCGCUACUAUUGGCAUCUGGCUCGGUCGGACCUGUUCAGGUACAGGAACAGGAGGCAGAGAGCACUGGAGAUGGCAGAGGAGGCGCUCGAGAUCGCGAAGUCUUCAAAGUUUCCGUCCGAAGUACAAUUUGCAGAAGGCCGCGUUGAGCUUCUGUCAAAGCUCAUUUCGAACAACAGUAAGGGCAGAAAAUCAGAUCCAAUGUUUGAAGAAACAUUUGGAGAUGAUGACAUUACCACUUACAAUUGCAACAAGAGGAACAUUGUGUUAGCUUUUAUAAGCAUAGCAGCACUUUGUCUCGCUGUCUGUGUACAGUAUCUCUUGUAUGAUCAACAAAUAUGACAAUCAGAGAUCUGUACUUGAAUAUACAUGUAUUCUGAUUUAGAAGAGACUUCUGAUGAAGACAGAGCCGAUGAGAAAGUUGAGACAGAGCACAGCAGAUAUGUUGAUAGAAAAUGAACAGCCCCAAAAAUUGUUCACUUGAGAUUUUAAAAUUUGGGUAUGCAAUUCAAUCACACCUGUAUUUUGUAACCACAGACCUUUCACUAUACUGUAAUAUCUAGAUUUCUGAAAUUACACAUUGUCUGUAUGAAAUAUUAUAUGAGUGUUUCUAUAUUACAUUGUAUAUAGAUGGAGUGCUAGUUUAUCUAUUGAUUUAGAAAUCCUUUGCUUCUUAGGUCAUGUUAUAUAUGAACUUAAAAUGGUUUCUCAUGAAACCAACAUAUUCCUGUAAUUACAUUGGUUGGGACUUGGGAGUGCAAAGGCAUUAAAACAGUGUGGCACAUUCUGA